AUGAACAAGGGAUACGCAGAAGACCUCACCGAGGGCAAAUUCUCUUUCCCUAUCGUGCAUGGUGUGAACGCCAAUCGCAAAGACCAUUCGCUGCUGAACAUUUUGCAGAAGCGGCCCUCCACGCCAACGCUCAAGAACCACGCGAUUUCUUACCUCGAGAACCACACCGGAUCGUUUGAGUACACCUGCACCGUUCUCUUCAAGAUUGAAAAGCAAGUUCGCGACGAGCUCACGCGUCUCGGAGAAAACAAGGGUCUGGAGGCGAUUGUGAAUCUGCUAGCCAAGGCAGAUUGA
Molecule: messenger RNA, 294 nt
Organism: Fibroporia radiculosa
Lineage: Eukaryota; Fungi; Basidiomycota; Agaricomycetes; Polyporales; Fibroporiaceae
Exons: 2
Coding region: 1-294 (97 amino acids)
Biological process (GO): isoprenoid biosynthetic process
Molecular function (GO): prenyltransferase activity
Source: RefSeq, a predicted model, not a curated record